UCCUCCCCGCUUCAAAAGGAAGGAAAGGGCAAGCCCUGGCCCUCCGUGAGCGGGUGUGAGCACAGCCGAGGUGCUCAAGCCCUCGACCCUCUGAAAGCCUUCCGUGCUGGUUCUGCACAGAGGACGGACCAACUCAGCACAGCAGUGAGCGAUCCCUCCCCACGCAGCUGGGAUGGAGAGUCGGCAGCACAGCGCCACCGAAGAGCCUGAGAUCGAGCUGUUUGUGAAGGCUGGUCUGGAUGGAGAGAACAUCGGGAACUGCCCCUUCUGCCAGCGCCUCUUCAUGGUGCUGUGGCUGAAAGGGGUCAAGUUCAACGUCACCACAGUGGAUAUGACCAGGAAACCUGAGGAGUUGAAGGACUUAGCACCGGGCACCAACCCACCCUUCUUGCUCUUCAACAAGGAGCUGAAAACAGACUUCAUCAAGAUUGAGGAGUUCCUGGAGCAGACCCUGGGCCCACCCAUGUAUCCACGUCUUAGUCCCAAGUACAAGGAGUCCUUCGAUGUGGGGAGUGACAUCUUUGCCAAGUUCUCGGCGUAUGUCAAGAACCCACGCAAGGAAGCGAAUAUCAGCUUUGAGAAGGCCCUGCUGCGGGAGUUCCAGCGCCUGGAUGUUUACCUGAACACACCUCUCCCUGAUGAGAUCGACCAGGACAGUGUGGAAGAUGUCACCGUCUCCAAGAGGAGGUUUCUGGAUGGAGACCAUCUGACACUGGCUGACUGCAACCUCCUGCCCAAACUGCACAUCAUCAAGAUUGCAGCCAAAAAGUACCGCAACUUUGAGAUCCCGGCGGACAUGACAGGCGUGUGGCGCUACCUCAACAACGCGUAUGCCUGCGACGAGUUCAGCCACACGUGUCCUGCGGAUGAGGAGAUAGAGCACACCUAUGCCAGCGUGGCCAGCAAGAUGACCUAACCCGCAGGGGACACCCGCGUCCCUCCUCCAGGCAGGGACUGGAUGGGGCUUACAGCACUGCUGCCCCCUGCCCUUCCGAAUAGUGCCUUGCUUCACACCGCUCCUCCUCCCACUGCUCCGGCAAGGACCCAUCCCUGCGUGGCCACAGUGCAACCGCAUCCCUGCUCCCCAACAGCUGGCCUCGUGGCUUGUGUCCACAUGUCAUGGGCAAAGUGGAGCGCUCGCCUGCUGCCGCAGCACUGUGUGGAAGAGCAGCUGAGAAUCCCCCCCCCCCCCAUGGCUCGGCCAGCUCUGCAUCCCUAUCCACUGCUGGAGCUGCUUUGCCAGUCCUGCGCAGUCCCAGCCACGCCAUAUGCUCAGGAAGAGGUGUCCCAGGAUCCCAGCACACCUUCUGGGCUGGAGUUGUUGGAGCUCACCUGGUCACCCUUCUGCACAGCACCCUACAGCCUGUGUUUGGGCAAACCCCCUCUUCUACCACAGCAUCCAGGCUCCAUCUGAAGAACCAAAAGGCUCCAUCCCCAGUAGUUCGUUGCAGUGACACAUUGUUCUCACUGCUCAUGGGGUUGUAACAUGCAUCCUACUGCCUGUUAGGACAUGAGAGCAGGUGGGUGGCAUUUGGUGUGAGAGUGCCAGGACCUGUUGCGGGAGGGAAGGGGAGUGCAGAGGCAUGUAAAGGGCUGAGGAUCAGGGCAUUCCUUCCCUGUGUGACAGAACCCAGAGCCAUGUGCUGCUUGCUGCAAGGUCCCAUGUGGCUCCUGCAAGCUAAGAAACCUCUCCCUGUCUUGCAAGAUGCUGCAGAAGAUAGAGCCAUGUGCUGAUCUAAGUCCACCUCAGUCCUCACCAGCAUGUCAGGUGCUGACUGGCAGAUGGAGGAACACGGGGUACGGCAUCCAUCUGGUUUCCAUGUCCUGCUAGCAGACAGACCAAGAGGCAAAAGUUGCUGUACAGAGCGCUGUGUCUGUUGGAGACAUGGGGGCAGGUUUGGUGCUCCCUGGCACAGCACUGUGCCUUCCUGUCCAUUGAUACAAGAGGAAUCAAAGCUGCUCUGCACAGCCAUGAUACCCCAUCCUGUACCUUCAGCUCCCCAAGGGCUCCAGUGAGCUCAGUCAGAACCCCCUCCCACCCCCAGCCAGCCCGUGGGCAAAACAAUACUGUACAGUGAGCAUGGGGGGUCCUGUGGGGCCGCAGCAGAACCCCUCUGGCCCUCACUGCCACUUCCCUCUUUGCACUAAAAGGUGUGUCCUUGCAAGCCUGCCUCCCAUAGCACUGGGUUUGGGGACUGGUUUUGUUGUUAAUGGGGUUUGGUUUGUUUGGGUUUUGUAAUCUAAAAACAGCAAUAAACUUUUAUUUUAAUACGC
Melopsittacus undulatus (budgerigar) is the source of this 2274-nucleotide messenger RNA. RefSeq names its product chloride intracellular channel protein 2. The transcript is spliced from 6 exons. Gene Ontology annotation, biological process: negative regulation of ryanodine-sensitive calcium-release channel activity; chloride transmembrane transport. Gene Ontology annotation, molecular function: chloride channel activity. Lineage: Eukaryota; Metazoa; Chordata; Aves; Psittaciformes; Psittaculidae. The coding region runs from base 173 to 916 and encodes 247 amino acids. The record is from RefSeq and is a predicted model, not a curated record.